AUGCGAUCUCUCCUUGGAGACAUGCAAGUUGACGAUAAAUUUGUCAAGGAGAUGUUCUUAGAGCGUCUGCCCGCAGAUGUUCAACCAAUCCUGGCUUCCGGCUCUCAAAACCUUACGGUCUCACAGUUGGCUGAGAUGGCGGAUCGAAUGAUAGAGGUGCAGCGAUUCCAGUCACCUUCUGUUGCCCAGAUCUCAUCAUCUUUAUCGUCAGUGAAUGAAAAUCUAGCGAAACAGGUGUCGGCCAUAGCGGAUGAGAUGGCCUCCCUUAAAAUACAGCUCGCCCGCCUAACUUCCAGUCGCUCACGCAGUCGUCGUCGUUCUCGGUCGCAACCUCGGACUGCGGAUACUUGCUGGUAUCACACUAAUUUCGGCGUAAAGGCCCAUCGCUGUUCCUCACCCUGCUCUUUUAAACCGAAACAGGGAAACCAGUCAGCCAGAAAAUAGAUGCGACCGUUUUCUCUAGCUCUUCCGGCACUGGUCGCACCUUCUAUGUUUGCGACACUGCGACUCGCAGACGUUUUCUGGUGGACACUAGAGCACAAAUCAGUGUUGUUCCCCCAACUGCAGCUGAUCGUCGUUUCCCUAGCCCUGGUCUUCACCUCCAAGCUGCUAACUGUUCCCCCAUUCCCACUUUUGGCAGUCUGUCCUUAACCCUGAACAUUGGCCUUUGUCGGUCAUUCACAUGGAUCUUUGUCAAUGCUGAUGUCCCUCAUGCAAUCCGCGGCUGGACAAUCUUGCCGACUUCGAUCUCCUUGUUGACUGCCGACGUGCCCGUCUCCUCGACCGCACAACAAGUCUGUUUGUUCGUGGACUAACUCCCUUUACUGCCCCCACCAACUUAUCUGUUUUGGAUACGGAUAUUUCUAGUCCUUUUCGUCAACUGCUUCUUAGUCACCCCAAAAUAAUUAACCCCCAGUUUCGCAGUGGUGAGGUUCAAAAUGAUGUUGUGCACCAUAUCCGCACCUCAGGUCCUCCCGUGUUUGCUCGACCGAAACGACUAGCACCGGGACGUUUCCAAGCCGCAAAGGCGGAGUUUGAACACAUGCUGCAACUGGGAAUAAUUCGACCCUCCGAGAGCCCUUGGGCGUCUCCACUGCACAUGGUGCCCAAAGCAACAUCAGGCGACUGGCGACCCUAUGGCGACUAUCGAGCCCUCAACAGCGCUACCAUUCCUGAUCGGUAUCCCGUGCCUCAUCUUCAGGACUUUGCUGAAGCCCUUUUCGGCAAAGCGGUUUUCUCGAAGAUUGAUCUGGUGCGUGCUUUUCAUCAGAUUCCAGUUGCCCCCGAGGACAUCCCUAAAACUGCCCUCACCAGGCCCUUCGGUCUCUUUGAGUUUGUCCGCAUGCCGUUCGGUCUUCGUAAUGCCGCCCAAACGUUCCAUAGGUUCAUUGAUCAUGUCUUACGUGGCCUUCCCUUUGUGUACGCCUACAUUGAUGACCUUUUGGUGGCCGGCCGGAAUGAAGAAGAACACAAAGAGCAUCUUGCCUUGGUGUUUGACCGCCUCGACAAGUUUGACGUUGUCGUCAACCCCUCCAAGUGCGUGCUGGGUGUACCUUCACUCGAGUUCCUCGGCCAUCAGGUCGACUCUGAAGGUUUGCGUCCUCUCCCCUCCAAGGUUGAAGCAGUUCGUAAUUUUCCUCCUCCAACUUCCAAGCGUCAGUUACAGCGAUUCCUCGGCAUGGUCAAUUUUUACCGUCGGUUCCUACCUAACUGUGCUGAUCUCAUUUUGCCGCUCACCAACAUGCUUUCUGGUCCCAAAGGUCCCCUCGAGCUGACUGCUUUUGAGAGAAUCAAGAAUUCCCUUGCCGAUGCCACCUUACUCACGCAUCCCGCUCCCGAAGCUCAGUUGUCCCUGAUGGUAGACGUUUCGACCGUAGCCGUAGGUGCAGUCCUUCAACAACACCUUGCUGGUUCGACUCAACCACUUGCCUUUUUCUCCAAAAAACUCUUACCAGCUGAGACACGCUACAGUACCUUUGGCCGUGAACAACUUGCCAUUUACCUGGCUGUGAAGCACUUUCGGCAUUUCCUUGAAGGUCGUGACUUCACUGUUUUCACUGACCACAAACCGUUGACUUUUGCACUUCGUUCCCACUCCAACAAGUACGAUCCGAGGGGAAUCGCCCACCUGGACUACAUCUCCCAAUGCACCACCGACAUCCGCCACAUUGAUGGCACGAAGAAUGAGGUGGCUGAUAUGUUGCCUGACCCUCACUGUCUUCCCUCCAACACACACGGGAUCGAUCUUUGUGCCAUGGCGGCUGAGCAACAGCGAGUCGGUUGCCCUGGCGACGAGUCUGUUAGUGGUCUCCUACUCAAAGACAUUCCUCUGACUACCGGCUCUGGUAACAUACUUUGUGACGUCUCAACUCCCUUCCGUCGCCUUUUCGUGCCCGCCUCGAUGCGUCGAGCUGUAUUUCAAACUUUGCAUGGACUCUCCCACCCUGGGAUCCGAGCCUCUCAAACGCUCCUCUCGGAAAGGUUUGUCUGGUCUGGCAUGAACAAGAACGUCAAAGCUUGGGCUCGGUCGUGUCUGAGCUGCCAGAGCAACAAGGUGCUGCGUCAUAAAAAGUCCCCACCAGACACUUUCCCCAGUCCCGACGCACGGUUCAGCCAUGUGCACCUGGAUGUCGUAGGCCCCUUGCCUCCAUCCAAUGGUUUCACCCACCUGCUUACCUGUGUCGAUCGAUAUACUCGCUGGGCUGAAGCUAUUCCUUUGCCGAAUACGCAGACUGAAACCAUCGUGAAGGCCUUCGUCAGGCGUUGGGUCGCCAUGUUCGGUACCUCAUCCACGUUUACGACUGAUCGUGGUGCCCAGUUUGAGUCGGCACUCUUCCAAACGCUACUCAAUUUCUUUGGCUGUACACGCAUUCGGACGACAGCCUACCACCCAGCUGCCAACGGUACGAUGGAACGUUUCCAUCGUCUGCUAAAGACUGCCCUGCGUGCCGUCGAAGACCCAGGAAACUGGUUGGACAACCUUCCUCUUGCACUCCUCCGCAUCCGCGCAGCUCUGAAGUCGGAUCUGGGCUGUAGCGCAGCUGAAUUGGUUUUCGGCACUACCCUACGACUGCCAGGCGAGAUGAUCACCCCAAUCUGUCAUGGAGCCGACGAGAAUCCUGACAAUCUUUUGCACCGUUUGCGGGAAUUUAUGCGCUCGCUUUCCCCGGUUCCACCUCGAACUCCAGUGACUGAGUCUUAUGUCGAAAAAGACUUGGACAAGUGUACUCAUGUGUUCAUCCGGUGUGACCGUGUGCGCCAGCCUCUGGAAUCACCAUACAAAGGACCGUUCCGCGUGCUCGGAGAUUAUCAGACGUCAAUUCCUUUCAUAAAGUUGGGGAUAGUCAAAGUAGAGGCGUUGACGAACAGCUGGCGAGACCGGCCAUAG
Spirometra erinaceieuropaei is the source of this 3388-nucleotide messenger RNA. The record is from the annotation of a GenBank genome assembly. NCBI's taxonomy places the organism in Eukaryota, Metazoa, Platyhelminthes, Cestoda, Diphyllobothriidea, Diphyllobothriidae.